CGUGGUCACACUGCAAUGGGCAACCCUAGCGCGCCAUUGUGGUGGUUGGUGAUACUCAGUUUGUCAUUAUAGUCCAGCUUGUGUGUUUUUAAUAAGUUUUAGGGGCAGUAAUGAAUAUAUUUUUUACUCAUGUUUUAGUGGAAGUAACGACAGUGACAAUAAUGCGUGCCGAACCUUUUAUACCUGACUAAUUGGAGUCUUUGAGUCACCACGGCUUUUUCAGUUGGGUCCCUGAGCAGGAGUAGCGAUGGAGGCUGGAGCACGGGCCCUCGACGUGCUCCCGCUUCUGCAGGAGCGGGUGGCGGCCCUGACCGGGGGCCGUGACCGCCGCGGGGGGCCCAUUAUAUGGUUUCCAGCCAACUCGAGACGGGACCGAGUCGCGCCAGAUGACUACAGGCGUCUUCUACAUUAUCUAAUCAGUAUACCCAGCGACUCUGUGAAGUCCCAUGGUUUUACUAUACUGAUUGAUAUGAGAGGUUCAGCAUGGGCAGCGAUCAAGCCAAUCCUAAAGGUACUGCAGGAACACUUCCCUUCAUCCGUCCACCAAGCGUUGGUAGUUAAACCUGACAAUUUUUGGCAAAAGCAACGCACAACUAUAGGAGCACAUAAGUACAAGUUCGAGACGACCAUGAUUAGCCUAGAAGCACUGCCUAAAGUAAUUGAUAGUACACAACUCACACCGGAUUUAGAUGGCACUUUACAAUAUGAUCACGCGCAGUGGAUCGAUCUCAGACUGGCUCUUGAAGAGCUGAUGUGGCAAGCGGGUGAUCUAUUGGACCGGCUAGAUGACCUGCAAGAAGACGUAGCGCGUGCCGACUUCGCCGAUGAUGUGACGGGGGCGCGACGCGCCAUCGACGCUCAUGCGGAUAUUAGCAAGCGGCUCGCAAAGGUGCCCGUGGAUGAGUUAGAAGCGCAGGGCGAGAGAGUGGUUCAACGACUGGAGGCGGCGGAGGCGGUGUGUUCCGAGGCUAGCGGCAGCGGCGGUGAAGGCGCUGCGUUUCACUGCGGCACACCGGGCGCCGUCCGCCAACAGCUAUCCGCCGUACGAUCUGCGCACGCGCAUGCACACAAGCUCUGGCAACAUAAAAAGAUGCAGCUCGACCAGUGUUUUCAACUCAGGCUCUUCGAGCAAGAUUGCGAGAAGAUGCUGGAAUGGAUUGUGAAUCACCGUACUGCAUUUCUGGCCACUUACGUCGAGAUCGGGCGCUCGUGUGCGGCUGCUAAACGUCUGCAGGAAGAACACGCUAGGUUCGCGGCCGCUUGUACAGGCGGCGGCCGGCCCAGCGUCGCUCGCGUAACGGCGGCUGCGCGUCGUCUUGCUGACAAGCGACAUUAUGCCGAGGCACAGAUAUCGGCGCUCGCGCAUCGACUUGAAAGAGCCUAUAAACAGUUGUCGGCAGGUCUCGAAGAGCGUUCAGCGGUAUUGUCGCUAUCCGUGGUGUUCCACCACAAGGCGGAGGCGUACGCGUCGGCGGUGGGCGGAUGGGGCGCACAAUGCGCAGUGGCGUUACAGCUCGCCACUGGUCAGGGCGGCGCGCCGUGCAAUGACCCACGCGCGCUCGAACAGCACGCGCAGCGGCAUCGCCAGCUCUACGAGCACAUGUGUCAGGCUUACACCGAGGUCCACUCGACAAGUAAAAAGUUAUUGUAUCAACUGGAUCAUUUAGUUCAAGUGUGCCAUCAAACCGAUCCGGCGGAUCUGCAGAGCGACGGCACAGUGAGCAGCGCGGGUAGCAGCGGAGGCGACCCGGCUGCCGACUACAGCUCUGGGGCCAACCACGUGCUAGCCGUCAUACACCAAAUCCUGGGACAUCACCGCGCGCUCGAGGCCCGCUACCAUCAGGCUCGGCUGAAGCUCCACCAACGACUCGCGUUGCUAUUGUACAAAGAGGAUUGUAGGCAGGUACUCGAUUGGUUGGCAAAUCAUGGUGAAGUGUUUCUGCAAAAAAAUACUGGAAUAGGCAGGAAUCUCCAUAAGGCUAGAGUUUAUCAGAAAUCUCACGAACAUUUCGAAAAUGUUGCACAAAAUACGUAUACGAACGCGGAGAAGCUGCUCGGGGCGGCCGAGGAACUGGCACGUUCAGGCGAGUGCGACCCCGAGGAGGUGCUGGGCGUGGCGCGCGAGCUAGAGGCGCACGUCGCCGCGUUUGCCGCGCGAGUUGACCGGCGCAGGCGGCGUCUGGACCUCGCCGUACUACUCUACACGCACGAGAAAGAGCUGCUCCAGUGGUUAGAGACUUUGAAAAGUGGAGGUGGCGUGUGCGCGUCGGACGACACGCCCGAAGCGGCGCGACGUGCGCUUGAGCAGUGCGCGCAACACCGCGCCGCUAGCCUGGACGCGUGUGCCGGCACUAUUGCGCAAGGGGAAGCACUCUUACAAGACCUCAGAUCAUCUGGCGAUUCAGACGCGGCCAGUACCGCCGCAGUGGAGACAACAUUGGAACGGUUGCGAGGGACGCGCAGCGCUCUCGAGGAUCUCUGGUCCGAUAGAGAAAGACGACUCGAGCUCACUUUACAACUCAGGCACUACGAGAGGGACGCUUUAGAGGUAUCUUCUCGAUUGGAGCUGCUGGGAGACGAGCUGCAGCGCACGGAGCCGCCGCGCGACCCCCAGCAGGCGGAGCAGGCGCUCGCGGCGCACAACGAGAGUGUUGCUAGAAUGCAACAUGCCACCUACCAAGUAGUGCAGCAAGGUCAGGAACUUGCUGCGGCCAUAGCAGAGGCGUCUGAUGUGAUGGCGUCCAGCGGCUCUGAUGGGUCGGAGACGGCACCACUAGACGCGCAGGGACGAGUGCAACUACUGCUUGAGUUCUUGCACGAUAGACAAGUGGAGCUGGAAGGGCUGGCCGAGGAAAGACGUGCCCGAUUCGAACAGUGCAUCCAGCUAGGUCAAUUUCAAAAAGACGCCGCUCAGGUGGUGAGUUGGAUACGAAAUGGCGAGGCGAUGUUGGCGGCGUCAUUCUCGAUCCCGGGCACGCUCGUCGAGGCCGAGCAGUUGAAGCGCGAACAUGAUCAGUUCCAGGUGGCGGUCGAGAAAACGCACGCCAGCGCCGUCCAGGUCAAAUACAGGGCCGACGCCCUCAGAGCUGCAAAUCACUACGACCCGCUUACUAUUAGAGAGAUAUCGGAGGAAGUGACGGAGCGUUGGCAACGGCUCGUGAUGUGCGCUGAGGAGCGUCACAAGCUUGUGACGGCAUCGCUAAACUUCUACAAGACAGCCGAGCAGGUGUGCUCCGUGCUCGACUCGCUCGAGCGCGAGUACCGCCGCGACGAGGAUUGGUGUGGGUCAACGGCCGCGCCGCCCGCGCCUCCUGCCGACGAGCCGCCGCAACCACAGACGCAGAAUCUCGACAAAGCUGCGCAGGUGGCCGCGCUAAUUGUAAAGCACGGAGAACAGAAGGAAGCGUUCCUUAAGGCAUGCACAUUGGCGCGCCGGACCGCCGAGACGUUUCUUAAGUACGCGGCGCGCUCGGCGCAAGUGCACGGCCAGACAGCCGCCGCCAGCAAGGCGCAUCACGAACAGACGCGUGCCAUCCUUGAUACUCUGCUCGCUCAGGAGAAUAAGGUGUUGGAACAUUGGACCGUGCGUAAGAAGCGCCUGGAGCAAUGCCAGCAGUUCGCUCUGUUCGAACGGUCUGCGCGAGCCGCCGUUGAAUGGAUCCGCGAGACUCAGGAGCGGUGUGGGGCGGCCGCCGCUGCCGCCGCCGCUGGCGUGGCGCGCGAAAGUCGGGAGCGCGUGCGCCUACUCGCGCAGCUGGCUGACGGGCUCGUCGAGAAGGGACAUCCGCACGCCGUGCAGAUCAAGGAGUGGGUCGCCGCAGUUGAUGCCAGAUAUGCCGAAUUCAGUGGUUCAAUGGAAGGCGGCGAGAGUGAACCAGAAAGUGAGACAAGUGUGGUACCAUCUCUAGCGUCCUCACAGUCUGCUGAUAACGACUCUCGCUCUGAACCACAGCCAACAGCCGCUGGCGAAGAUAAGAGGCGCAGCGCACGGCGAAAAGAGUUUAUAAUGGCGGAACUGCUCCAAACAGAGCGCGCGUACGUAAAAGACUUGGAGACGUGCAUCACCUGUUAUCUGCGAGAAAUGCGCACUGACCCCGGCGCUGUGCCGUCAGCGUUGCAGGGCAAGGAGGAGAUAAUAUUCGGCAAUAUCGAGGAGAUCCAUCGUUUCCACGAGCGCGUGUUCCUGCGCGAGCUAGAUAAGUAUGUGUCGAUGCCGGAGGACGUGGGACAUUGCUUCGUGACGUGGGCGCGCGAGUUCGACAUGUACGUCUCCUAUUGCCGCAACAAGCCCGACAGCAACGCUGCCGUCGUGCAGCACGCCGGGGAUUAUUUCGAACGGGUCCAACGUAAGAAAAAAUUGGAACAUCCUUUAGCCGCUUAUCUCAUUAAGCCGGUGCAGAGGAUUACCAAAUAUCAACUGCUGUUGAAGGACCUUCAGGCUUGCUGUGCAGAGGGACAAGGAGAAAUUAAGGACGGCCUUGAGGUGAUGCUGUCCGUACCAAAGAAAGCGAACGACGCGAUGCACCUGUCGCUGCUGGAGGGCUGCGACGUUCCCAUCAACAGUCUCGGGGAAGUGGUGCUGCAGGACUCGUUCCACGUUUGGGACCUGCGCCAGAUUAUCAAGAAGGGCCGCGAGAGGCGCGUCUUCCUUUUCGACUUGCACCUGUUGCUAGCAAAGGAGGUCAAAGAUUCACACGGAAAAGCCAAAUACAUUUACAAGACCAAGUUUAUGACAUCGGAGUUGGGCGUGACGGAGCACAUCGAAGGCGACGAGUGCAAGUUCUCGGUGUGGACGGGCCGCGAGCCGAUGGCCAGCGACUGCCGCAUCGUGCUGAAGGCGCCCUCCCUCGAGGUCAAGCAGACGUGGGUGCGUCGACUCAGAGAAGUCAUACAGGAAACAUAUUUCUUCAAUGGACCCCUCCAACCCCCGCGCAGCCCGGCCCGAGUGCGACCUACCAGCUCGCAGCGAUCUAGUCGGGACUUAGAAGAUACGUCAUUGGAUGAGGCCACGGAGAACUUGGACAGGAACUCUCUUGCAUCGUUCGGCAGCGGCAACACUACUGACUCAGAUAAGGCUGGUCCGGAAAUGACAUGGGUGGUGUCGGAGCAUACGGCGGGUGGCGCCGGCGAGCUUACCGUGAGCAAGGGCCAGCAGGUGGAAGUGCUGGAGGCAUGCCAGGGUCGGCCCGACUGGUGGGUAGUGCGCGUACCGGGCGAGCCGCCGCAGGAGGGCGCCGUGCCCGCCUCACGUGCUAAACCCCAGCCACAACAUCAUACACAGCAGAAGACUUCACCCUCCAGGCGCCCUCUGAGCCAACCCUGUGAAGAGUCUUUAGAGGCAAGCAAUUCGGAUCCGGGUAGCACGGUAAGCGCAGCCAGCCCGGGCAAACAGCGGCGUGGAUUUAGUGGAAGACGAUGGCUCGGUCUUCGCAAGACGUCGCAGGGCAAGACGGACAAGGCGCCCAGCGGCGCUCAAUCCCCGGCCACCACCGAUAAACCGGCGCCAUUCAAGAAAGUACCGUCCGAUAAAAAAUUGAAGCUGCCGUACGCCAACGACCACGGCCGCAAUGAUGACACCGCUGAAGGUGGCCACGGCGUAGCCAGCGCUCUCGACGAGGCCGAGGAUGAUGCCGCCGAUGUGGAACUGCCUCCACCGAUGAAGCCCAUCCAGGAUCCUCAGAGCGUGCUGCAGCAAGCGCCGACUCCUGCGGCCGCAUCAUCUGUUCCCUCAUCCGGGAAUCCACUGUCGAUGGACUCCGUCGACAGUAACGGCGGUCCUGCCGAUAUCGCUGAAAUAGAGCGCAUCGUUAAAGAGCGAAUGGAGCAGCACGGCGGUGCCGGCGCUUCGGGCCGAGCCUCCGAGGGCUAUGAAGACGUACAGCCUGCUCCGAAGUCCACCGAAGAGAUUCUGAAGAAUCGUGGGUUUGUGCUGCGCGAGCUUGUGGACACAGAGGAGAUCUACGUGUCCGAUCUGAGCCUCAUCUGCGAGGGAUACAUGCGACACAUGCAGAACCCGAAUGCGGAUCCCCCGCUGCCUGAGGGACUGCGCGACCGCCGUCACCGGAUGAUUUUCGGCAAUCUGGAAGCUAUUUACGAGUGGCACCGCGAUAAGUUCGUGCGCGAGCUGCACGAGUGCGUGCAGAGGCCGGAGCUGCUGGGGCCGCUGUUCCGCCGCUUCCUGGAGAAGCGCAUGUUCUUGUACGAGGCGUACUGCCGCAACAAGCCCGUCUCGGAGUACAUCGUGUCCGAGCACGAACACUACUUCCAAGAGCUGCGACACAAGCUCGGCCACAAACUGCAGCUCGGCGACCUGUUGAUCAAGCCUAUCCAGCGCAUCCAAAAAUACCAUCUGUUAGUGAAGAAGAUCCUCGCGUACUCGGAGCAAGCCAAGGAGCCGGCAAACGUGAUCGAGUCCCUGCGCGACGCCAUGCUCUGCACCGACAUCAUACCAAAGAACGCCAACAUGAUGAUGGAUGUCGGCCGUCUCCAGGGUUUUACGGGCAACAUCACGUCACAAGGGAAGCUGCUUCUGCAGGAGACGAUGUUCGUGUCCGAGGUGACCGGCAGCGGCAACGACAAGGGCAAGGAGCUGCACGUGUUCCUCUUCGAACAGUGCGUCAUAUUCAGCGAGGCGGUCGGCAAGAAGUCGCAGUUCACCAGCCCCACCUACAACUACAAGGGACAUGUCCAGGUGAACAAAAUGGAACUGGAAGAAAUUGAAGGCAACGGCACGUUCAUAAUUCACUCGGUGGACCCCAACAAGCCGAAGCAGUCGUUCUUGUGCCGCGCGUCGGACGGCAAGCGCCAGGAGUGGGUGGCGACGCUGUCCAGCAUCCUGCAGUCGCAGCGCAUUUUCGGCGAGGCGCUGGAGAACCCCGGCGCGUACCUGCGCGAGCUGCACCGCGACCCGACCCGCGACCCCGCCGCUUUAGGGGAGGGGUGGUGCGGGCUGGUGCCGGAGCCGCGGCAUCGCACACAGCGUCCUCACACAAAAGCCAACACCAUCAAUCUGCCCACCACUACCAACCGCGCCGACGAGCGCAAGAAGGCCCACAGCGCCAUCAGCCCUACUUCGCCGCCGCAUGCCAAUGGCCUCUCGAAGCGGCCUUGGGGGCUGAAGCUGCGGCGCGGCGGCAGCGGAGCGAGUGCGGCCAGUGCGGGCAGCGGCGCCGCGGAGCCCGGCGCCGACGGCGUAGUCACCGAGCUGCGCCCCCCCGAGCUAUCGGAGCCGGUCACCGACGUAACGGUCGCACCCGGCGCGACCGCCACCCUCGCGUGUCGUGCCGUCGCCACGCGCGCCUCGGCUUCCUGGAGGAAGACCGCGCCUGAGACUCGUGCUUUACGACACGGAGGCAGGUUUGCUAUUAACCUUGCACCCGAUGGACACGCCACACUCACUAUACACGCAUGUCGAGCCUCCGACGCGGGAGUCUACUGCUGCCUGAUCAGUAAUGAGCUCGGCGGCGUGCAGAGUUCCGCCCGAUUAACUGUAGGAUCGGGUGGCACUCCAGGAGUUCCCGCAGUGCGCGCACAUCCUGGCGGAGGACUCGUCGUACAGUGGGAUGAACCAACCCCGACACACCUAGAAUACUGCCGCGUGGGGGAAGGAGAGUGGCGACGGGCUACUGAAACCCCUGCUGCGGCAAAUACUUUGGCAUUGGAAGAAUUACCUGCAGGCCAAUACAGCUUCCGCUUGAUAUGCGCCCGGAGCGGGGCUCCAGGUCCAGCCUCGGGUCCGGCGGCGUGCGGAGGCGGCGGCGCGUGGCAGCGAGAACAAUUCGCACGCAGGUACAGCGUGGAAGAGGAAAUCGGACGUGGAAGAACGGCGCGUGUGCUGGCUGCUCGAGACACCGGCACCGGGCAACGAGUCGCAUUAAAACAGGUGCUGGCAGGUCGCGGCGCGGACGCGAUGCGCGAGUACCGCAUCCUGUCGCGGUCGGCGCACGGUGCGGUGGUGCGAUCGCUGGCGCUGUUUGCUGAGGUACCGCGCGCGGGCGCACAUACGCUCGUGCUGGAGCUGAUCGGCGGCGGGCCGCUGCUGGAGCACGCCGCUGCUGCGCCUGCGCUUUACACACAGCGCACCGUCGCGCACCACACGCGACAGUUGCUCUCCGCGCUUGACUGGCUACAUUCCAUCAAUGUUGCACAUCUUGACGUCAGGCCGGAAAAUAUAUUAGUGGAGUUGAGUGGAGCACAGCCCCAGCUAAAGCUGAUUGACCUGGGAUCGGCAAUCGAGACGGGCGAGGGUGGCGCGGGCACGUCUGGCCGCGAGGUGCUGCCGCCGGCGCCUGCGCAGCUCGAGUUCGCGCCCCCCGAGUGUGUACUCGGCCGUCCGCCGGCAGCCGCAUGGGACGCCUGGGCCGCUGGUGUUUUCCUAUAUGUAUUUCUCACAGGGCUGUCGCCAUUCUUAGACGAGUCGAUAGAGGAAACGACGGCGAACAUUAUAAAGUGCGACUACUGUUUCCCACCGGAACACUGGGCGGGCGUGGAAGACUCCGCGCAGCAGAUCAUCCGCGGCCUGCUCGAUGCUGCGCCCGCCGCCAGGCUCACCCCGCGCGACGCGCUCGCCAAUUCAUGGUUCGACGAGGCUCCAGCCACACCGCUGUCGGCGACGCAAUUGAAGACAUUCUUAGACCGGCGGAGACCAGCGGGACACGGGAACGCGCUACACUCACUGCGCUCGCCCAACGACACCUGACGUGACGAGCACGCGGCCGGGCUGUAACCGACGCUGUAGCCGACACCAGUCGCCACCACCGCCCCGCCCCGCUCCGCCCCGGCACCGACCCGUCAUCGACACGCCACUACUUCACCACAACGACGGAACUUCACCCUACAUCCAUUCGUCGGCGCACAUUUCUCAUGUGAUAUUGUAAUUUUUGCCUAAACAGUUUUGUUUCGAAUAACUUAGAUGGUCUCCUAUAAUAAAUAACACAUUUACGAGUAAUGUGUAUAGUAUGACCUUUUCAACUUUGAGGUGAAGGGGCACCUAAUGUCUUGUGUGAUUUAGUUAUUUCAAAGAGUUUUUAUAUUAAUUGGGCAGUAUUAACGCACUCAGUUGCGACGUUGUAAAAUUGUUUAAGUGAUUUAUUAACCCGGUGCACUGAUUUUAACAUAACUUACGCGUAGAAGUAAUGUUUGUAUUGAUAUUAUCACGCGAACCAUUGAGCACGCGGCCUGUUUUGUGUCUCUGUGUACAGAGUCGGUAACAAUGGCCGCACAUUUCUGCGCAGGCGAGUGGGAGACCACCGCGCUUGCCACAGUGACCAGCGCGACGAGCACUUGUGCACUCGUCAUAGGUUUAAGUUUUAUUUCAACUUAAGCUGUAGUUUUACUGUAAUCAUUCUGUAGUCAAUGUGCCCACCUGUUGAGUUCGGUAUUUAGUCACUUGAAAUUGAUUUUGCCCUCGUGACACGAUUUGAUUAUUUUACUUUUCUUUUUAUUUUCGUAUUUUUAGUUACUAUUAUAAUGCUUGUGAUUCCAGGUGCGAUUGCGAACGUACCGUCACAGAUUUUGUACGAUUCCUCAGGCCAUGUAUCAUUUUACAAAAAAAUAUUUGCUAAUUGGAUAUAUUAUUACGUCUCUGAGAAACAUUACGCGACGUGUUUAUUGCUUUAUUCCCAGGGUGGCCGAAUAUAAGGGAAGUGUCUGUGAUUUAUGCUAAAAUAAAAAUAUUGCAUGCUUAUUUCUAAUUUAAAUGAAAACUAUUGAACUGUAUAUAGAAACUAAGUUUUAGAUCGUAAUUUUAUGUCCUAAUAUUUGACCAAAAUGGAAUGUAAUAAUCAUGUAAGUAAAAUGUAACACAACAUCGAUAUACCCCUAUUAGUGUCUUAUUAAAGGGAAUUAGAUGUAAGAAGUAGCGAGCACACGCCGCCGUCGGCACAGACGGUCCGCUGACGAACAAACGCUUCGUAUUAUAGUCAAAAUACCGUAUUCGUCAUCAUUCAGUAAGCUUUCAUAGACUGUGUCAAUAAUUUGUGAUUAAUUGCGCAAUACAGGUCCAUGCUACUAUAUCAACAUUAUUCUGUGCCGAUUAAUUUCACACUAAUUUUAUUGAUUAUGACUGCGAUUCGAGACCCACCUGUUUAAGCACCGCUAGGCGAGCGCCAUUACAACGUAAACUUACCUAAAGUUCACUCGCGGUAUAUACGAUUAAUCAGAUUCGUGUAUUUAAGGACUGCUUACUUUUAUUUUAAACGGAAAGUGACAUCACAUCUAUUUUUAGUUUGAAUAUAUAGUUAUUAAGACGUAUUAAUAAUAAAUAAAAAUUGUUUCCGUGUGUCACACAUUCUUUUACUAAAUGAGUGACGUUUUACAAAUUUUGACAUCCGUGUGCCGCUUGUAAUUACUCUAAGGCUAUAAUGGAAAUAUCGACGCUGUCAAUGCUCCGUACUGAUUGUUAAGAGUAUAAUUAGAUUUACUUCCUUUGAGUUAUGUUCAAAUACACGUCGUAUUUCUGUCGCUGUAGGUAGUAAACACGGCACAAUCGUUAAAUUAUACAAAUAUCCGGGAAAUUACAAUGUACUUGACGAUUUUUAUUUCGCUAUCCACAGCAACAGCAAAUAAUGUGUAUUUUUGAUAACUCACCUUUCCUGACUUUAUAUCAGUUUUUUUUUAACUAAUAAAUGACUUAUCUUUACACUUUUAAAUAAUUUGGAAAAUGAUAAAUAUUUUUAGUUAAAACACGGAAAAAAUGGCUCUAACUUUAAGUAAAGAGACUAAUUAUAAUUUCGAUCACUGAUUGGUCCAUUGACCUUUUAAGUAUGUAUAUGGAUUGCAAACUAUUAUACUCAUAACGUGUAAAGUCUCUUAAUCUUGCAGUGAGCUACCUGCCAGUAUCAUUUUAAAUUUCGAUUUGUAUUAAUAGGUCUUGUUCCAUCAAUUGUAUUAGUUAUGAUGUAACUGUAUACAACACAUUAUAUAAUUUUGUGAAAAAUAA
Manduca sexta (tobacco hornworm) is the source of this 10939-nucleotide messenger RNA. RefSeq names its product kalirin (gene trio). Gene Ontology annotation, molecular function: protein kinase activity; ATP binding; guanyl-nucleotide exchange factor activity. Gene Ontology annotation, biological process: axon guidance; protein phosphorylation. NCBI's taxonomy places the organism in Eukaryota, Metazoa, Arthropoda, Insecta, Lepidoptera, Sphingidae. Gene Ontology annotation, cellular component: cytoplasm. The record is from RefSeq and is a predicted model, not a curated record.